AUGUCUACUAAAACCAACAAAAGAGAAGCUCCGGCUCAGGACCACACAGUUCAAGGUCUGUCGAGUUCGGCUCAAGGUCCUCGACCAGGCUACUUCAUAGUCCGCAAGACGGGACAAGUCGUACCGCUAGUAGCGGUUGAUGAACUACCCCCAGGUGUGGAUUUAAUAGGGGUACCGAGAAAUCUAGAUUUAGUGGAGACAGGCGGAAUGUUGAACUUGGGGUUGCAGGGAGGAGCACAACCUGGUGCUCCGGGUGGUGGGGGCUUUUAUGGCUUGGUUGGAUUGGAGGGGGAUGAAGAGGGAGAUGAGUAUGAAGAUGAAGAUGGAGCGGUGGGAAGUAGUGGAUCCGAUACUGCAGUUUCUAGUCCUCUUGUGCUACCCAUUCGAUCCUCCGCGUUGACCACAGCCACAAAUACCAAAAAUCUAUCCACAAAAUCACACUCCUCACCGGGCCUGUCAACAUCAAUCCACGCCCCUUUGCGCAAUGCCACAUCGACACUAGAAAUACAGCAGCAAGGACAACAGCAAACAUGUCGACAUUGGUGUACACAUAAUAGAAGAUGCAAGUGGGCGGAGAAUUGUCGGUAUAAACAUGAGAUGCCUAGAACGAGAUUUGAACUUGGGUUGAUUGGGUUGAGUGAUUGGCCGAGUUGGUUUAAGGCGGAGAAUUUGGGAUUUUUUCCUGGGUAUGGGAGGGGGGUUGAUAGGGGGGUGGAGAGGUUGAGAGAUUUGGAUGUGGGGGGUGGGAUGGAGAGGAAGGAGAGGGAGAGAGGUAGUAGUAGGGUUGGGAGAGAAAUGGAGAGGGGAUCUGGGAUGGGAGUUUUGGAGGGUGAGAGGGUACUUGAGAGGUUGAGGGAGAUGGAGAAGCUGCUUAGGGGUAAGGUUGUUGUGGGAAAGGGUAGGGAUGAGAAGAGGGUGGAUACGAAAAUCAGAGAAGAGAAGAGAGUUAGAGAGAAGGAGAAAGAGAAGCUCAAAGAGAGGGAGAGGGAAAGAGAAGAAAAAAUGGAUAUCAGAAGAGCGGAAGCGAAAAGGGAGAGGGAGGCUUCGAAUAGAAUCGAUCGGGGAGAUUUGGAGGGGACGAGAAAAUGGGAGGAUGAUAGUGACGAGGAUAGUGAUGAUGAGGUGAGUAAGAGAGGAGGGAAUAAGAAGGUGUUGGAGCAGGUGGAGAAGAGUAAGGGUUCUGGUGGGGAGAAGGAGAAGUUGGUUGAUGUUUGA
This is a messenger RNA of Botrytis deweyae, 1215 nucleotides long. RefSeq lists its product as uncharacterized. The transcript is spliced from 2 exons. NCBI's taxonomy places the organism in Eukaryota, Fungi, Ascomycota, Leotiomycetes, Helotiales, Sclerotiniaceae. Gene Ontology annotation, molecular function: metal ion binding. The record is from RefSeq and is a predicted model, not a curated record. The coding region runs from base 1 to 1215 and encodes 404 amino acids.